CCAUUGGGCUGUCAAGGAACUUAAGACAUGCACAAUCCGGUACUUGAUAAGGCCAUCUCGCAUUAAGCUGUCGCGUGACUCUUCUAUUUUCGGACUCUCAACUACUCCUACAUGUCCGUCAAUCGUGAUUCGUUCCGCCGUUCCCGUUCCCUCUCCCGCUCCGAUGCUGAAGCGCCGAGGCCCAUCCCCAUUCAUCAAAUAAGAGAGAGGCUCCCGCCGCCGACCUUCCCACAAUCCUUCUUUCGGGUCUUUAAAUUGUGGGCCGACGUACUCUUCGCAUUCCUUCGCGGCAUAAACGAGACCGAGACGCCGACGCUGAUAUUACAUUGUUUUUUCAGACAUAUUGACAUGGCCGACGAGGCCGGUGGUAUCCUCCACAUUACAUCAUCUCUCAAGAUCUCAACACUGGUCAGUCACCAGUGUUCACCGUCAGCGCGGAUCAGCGCGGAGAGUUCAACUUCGGCCGAAUGGUGCCACCUCUUUUUUAGGUUGUCGGGUAUUGUUGUGCGCGCGCUUAAAGUAGGCGCUUGAAAUACGGUUUCGUCCGAUUUCAGACGCAUCUUUCUUCCCGUCUU
Messenger RNA from Colletotrichum godetiae, 575 nucleotides. RefSeq lists its product as uncharacterized. The coding region runs from base 112 to 531 and encodes 139 amino acids. NCBI's taxonomy places the organism in Eukaryota, Fungi, Ascomycota, Sordariomycetes, Glomerellales, Glomerellaceae. The record is from RefSeq and is a predicted model, not a curated record. The transcript has a single exon.